Messenger RNA from Morus notabilis, 1434 nucleotides. RefSeq names its product SH3 domain-containing protein 3. Lineage: Eukaryota; Viridiplantae; Streptophyta; Magnoliopsida; Rosales; Moraceae. Gene Ontology annotation, molecular function: protein binding. The coding region runs from base 191 to 1240 and encodes 349 amino acids. The transcript has 10 exons. The record is from RefSeq and is a predicted model, not a curated record.
AGUAAAAUCCGAAUGUGUAAGAGCGACUAUUUGCUGACUAUCUUCAUCUUCAUCUUCUAGUUCUUCGCUUUCAGAUCCCAACACAACAAAAGUAAAGGCUCUUCGUCUCUGUGUCGCCUUUCGGACGAUCCGACGUCGUUUCGCCUCUGUUGCUCUGGAAGAUUCCAGAGCUUGAAGAAGAAGAACAGCCAUGGACGCUCUGCGGAAACAAGCCAGCAAGCUCAGAGAACAGGUCGCCAAGCAACAGCAGGCAGUAAUAAAGCAGUUUAGUGGAACUGGUUAUGAAAGCUCAGAUGUAAUGGUAAUAGAUGAGAUUGAGAUGCAGAGACAUCAACAACUAGAGAAACUUUACAGAACCACUCGUGGAGGAAAGGACUUUCAGAAAGAAAUUGUCAGAGCCGCAGAAUCAUUUGUGGCCAUAGGAUACAAGCAUGUUGAAACAGGAACCAAACUGUCCGAGGACUGUUGCAAAUAUGGAGCUGAAAACAUCGACGAUAACAUACUAGCAAAAGCUGCUUCAAUAUAUGGUGACGCUCGCAAGCAUGUAGAAAAAGAACAAGAAGAAUAUAACAAGCUGCUCUCUUCACAGAUUUUAGAUCCACUGAGAGCCAUGAUUACUGGUGCUCCUCUUGAAGAUGCUCGUCAUCUUGCACAACGUUAUAGUCGAAUGAGACAAGAAGCUGAGACACAGGCAGUUGAAGUUUCCAGAAGACAAGCAAGGGUAAGGGAACUCCCAAACCCUGAACAGGUUGCAAAGCUGCAUGCAGCGGAGGCAAAGAUGCAAGAACUCAAAGCAAAUAUGGCAGUUCUAGGCAAAGAAGCUUCAACUGCAUUGGCUGCUGUUGAAUCACAGCAACAGAGACUGACUUUCCAAAGGCUUGUUGCACUGGUUGAAGGAGAAAAGAAUUAUCACCUAAGAAUCGCGGCUAUUCUUGGCGAUGUUGAGGCUGAGAUGGUGACAGAGAAACAGUGGAGAGAGUCAGCUCCUCCUGUGAUUCCAUCAGAUAAUUUCUCUGGGAACAAAAUGUACUUCUUGGCUGAAGCAACGCAUCCCUUUACUGCUACCUCCGAGAAGGAAUUGAGCUUGUCAGUUGGUGACUAUGUUGUCGUGCGAAAGGUGAGUCAAUCAGGAUGGUCGGAAGGAGAGUGCAAAGGCAAAGCUGGGUGGUUCCCAUCAGCCUUUGUGGAGAAGCGCCAGAGAAUUCCGACCACCAUCGAUGUUGCUACUGAAGUUCAUUGAUUUGUUUGUUCUUCUGAUGUUGUUCAUCUCUGCUGUAACGGACAAGAGUUGGAUCGACACUAUUUUUGUUCAAGUCUUACUUUUGGAAAUUUAAAUUUUGGCAUGUUUUGCCCCCAUUUUUAAGGAAGAACCAUUAUGUGUGUAUAUUCUUUUGUAUACAUUCGAAGAAGAUGGAGCGAGAAUCUCUUUGGUUA